AUGCCUAAUACUGAAGAGUACCUGGAUGAUGAGGUAAAGGGACCCGAUCAAGUACAGCUUGAUCAAGACAUUGGCUGUGACCAGUCCUGCCAAAAGCUAUACAAAACUAGAGGUGGACAAAACAAAGACUUGAGCCAAGUCCCUGCUGGACCUGAAGUUGCUCAGAAUAGCCCUGGUGUAACCAAAAUGGACAAGAAGAAGGCAUACGAGGAAUUGAUUCGGAUGGGUGGAGAAACCCCUGAGGAAUAA
This is a messenger RNA of Penicillium waksmanii, 249 nucleotides long. RefSeq lists its product as uncharacterized. The record is from RefSeq and is a predicted model, not a curated record. The coding region runs from base 1 to 249 and encodes 82 amino acids. The transcript is spliced from 3 exons. Lineage: Eukaryota; Fungi; Ascomycota; Eurotiomycetes; Eurotiales; Aspergillaceae.